CCAAGAGCCGUGCUUUUUUUUUUUUUUUUUUCAUCCACAAGACAGUUUGCAAGACUUUUCCUUCCCUUCAUUUCUACCAUAUAAACCUGUCAAGCCUCUAAUGGUCUAGAAAGCAUACCCGAAGGAAUGCUGGGUUGUCUACGCAUGAGUAUCUCUCAGUCCAUAGCCGAGUUUCAAAAACUUGGACACGCUUUGUAUAGCAAGAAAAGAAGUAGGACUGGCCUGCAUUCCAAAUACGACACCCUAUAUUCGAAGGUUUUGAUGCAAGAAGUCAUCCGCAAACACUGCAAGAGACACAAAGGGAACUGUGCAGGCAUGACAACAUCUGGUAGCGACUCCAAACGCAAUCCAGGUACUUGUAAAAGUUUGUCACCGCCUUUACUCGACUGUGAUUACGGCUAUACCGACCCACACAACACGAACUGGCAAAGGGGACUGAAUUCGACCCUGCAGACUUGUCUUCCAGCAAAGGGAGACGUUAGUAUUGAAGGGAAGAAACCAACCUCCAUAGUGAGCCUCGGCAUUGGAAGUACUGACCAGGACUUUAAAUUCGAGCUCUCUUGGCCUGGGCCCUUUAAUGAACGGUCAAAGCUUCUCAACAAGUUCAUAAAACAUUCUAGUGCUCGUCAUUUUCUGAUUGAUCCCAACGAAGCCGAGGAGGGCUCUAGGAGACUGAGCGAGCUCGCUGAUGGCACGCAUACUUGGUUCAAAAGAUUCAGUGUAGACAAGGGAAUGGAGAGAAUAAAAAUAGACGAAUGGGAGAAUGGUUCACUGACAGAUAUCGAAACUGGUGAACAGAAAGAGAUUCCUGGCGGGAAAACUCUUCAAAAAAUCCAGGACGCCGUGCAAACUUACUUGACUCGCGAGUAUGACCCGGCAAUAGACGACUAUGCGGCACCCAAGGUGAUGCUCAACCAACUCGCGGAAUACCUUGUCCGUAAACGUCGCGCACGUGAGCAGCUCUCCACGACAAGUGACGAGUUGAAAGAGCGAUAUGACCGUUUCAUGGGCAAAUACCUCACUGGAGAGUUCAUCGAUCAGCCCGACUGUGUUGUCUCUUGGCCGAAGACGACAAGCACCAAGGUCAUAUUUAGGCAACGCUGGGGAGGUGAGAGUAUGAAAAACUUCACUGAAGGCAGGGAAGACCUCGCUGAAAGUGAGGAGGAUAUUGCCGAGAGUGAUCAAGAAGACGCUGAGAAUCGUGGUAAACUUCGCCGAAUGAGGGCAAAAUGGCGAGAAUAUUUUGUGAAGGAGUAG
Messenger RNA from Aplosporella prunicola CBS 121167, 1257 nucleotides. RefSeq lists its product as uncharacterized. The coding region runs from base 127 to 1257 and encodes 376 amino acids. The transcript is spliced from 5 exons. The record is from RefSeq and is a predicted model, not a curated record. NCBI's taxonomy places the organism in Eukaryota, Fungi, Ascomycota, Dothideomycetes, Botryosphaeriales, Aplosporellaceae.